AAACUGAGACCAAGAUCAAAAAGGAAAUCCUUUGAAUAUGAAGAUGUUCAAUCAUACAGACGUCUUAUACAACAAACAAACCAUCCUCAGAUCUCUGAAGAGCCUAUUGAAGUCUCACAAUCUGCUCUCUAUCACACAGUGUCUGAAGACAACAUCUAUGAGGACAUUAUGUAUCCUCAGAAGGAGAACCCUUAUGAAGAUAUCAAAAUAUCUCCUGUACCAUUAUGGCGGGUCCCAACCACAUGGAAGAUCCCACCUCCACGAUGUACAAUAAAACCACCCAAGAUUCCAUCAAGAACAAACUUUCUAAAAAGGCAAACUUUGGAACUGAAAAGUACCAAGUUGUACAUUCACAAGAAGGCCGCAAAGGAUUCUACCUUACCAGUAACAUUGAUGGAGUGGAAAGUGUUCCGAAGUGGAGGAGAGACUGCAAAGAAGAAAAAGAAGUUCCCCAGGCUGGUAAUGAAAAUACAAGAUAUCUUUGAUACAAAGCGUGGAAAAAAGAAGGUCAAAGUCCAGACAUUUAAUGGGCAAGACACAACUUCAUCCAAAGGAGAAGCAAGUGAGUCAGAAAGUGAGGCAGAGAUCGUCAGAAAAAACACAACAAGCGUUUGGCUCAUGUUCAGAAUUCCCUGAAGCGUAACCCCCACUACCAGACUUUGGAGCGGGACCUUAUCGAACUCCAAGAACAACAACUAUUUGAGCUGUUUGUGGUUGUCUCCCUGCAAAAGAAGCCAUCAGGAGAUACCUAUGUUCCCUAUAUAACACAGCAGUACCCCAGUAAGAACGAUCACCCACUGAAGCAAUCCAAAGACACAGAGGAGAGGUUAAAGGUCAUUCCACAGUUUUGUUUCCCUGAUUCAAAAGACUGGGCUCCUGCAUCAAAUUUUAAGAGUGAAACCUUUUCAUUUGUACGUAGUACAGCCCAGACUGGUGAAGAUGGCAGCAGAUGGUUUGGCUAUUGUAGGAAUCUUCUG
Messenger RNA from Staurois parvus, 977 nucleotides. The record is from the annotation of a GenBank genome assembly. NCBI's taxonomy places the organism in Eukaryota, Metazoa, Chordata, Amphibia, Anura, Ranidae.